AUGAUCGUUCGCAGCAUACUUUUCGCCCUUAUCUUCAAUACACUCUCCUCAUGGGCUUUUGAGUUUACCUUCCUGACGAUACCUGCUCAAUGCGAAGAGCUCUCAAUCUCUAUCAAUGGAGGUGUUCCACCAUACCGGUUGCUCAUAGUACCCAUUGGCCAACUUCUCACCCCUCCCGAAAUACGGACCAUCAUCGAUCGAAAUAUCACGGGUACUACUGAUUCAUUUAUUUUCAACUAUCCUGCAGCCAGUAGAUUCGUAGCUAUGAUGUCCGAUGCCACUGGUAUUGGAACAGGGGGAACUUCGGCUAUCAUUGCGGUUGGAGGCACGGGAACCAAGAGCGAAUGCCUUCAGUCCAGUGCAUCGAUGCCAUAUUACUAUUUAUACGUAGAUCCUCAACCGCCAGUUCAGUGUGGUAUGACCAAUAUCAGCUGGGGUCCGAGUCCAAACGGGCAGCCCGAAGGCCAGGUGACGCUUUACAACAUUGUCAUUGGAGGACAAAGCAGUGCUUUCAACAUCCCCAGUGGCGCAAGCUCAAUCAACUGGAAUACAAACAUUCGCACAAAUACAACGUUAAUGUUUGUGGCCGGAGACUCGCGCGGUCCUGGUACUGGUGGGAGCAGUGAACUGUAUACCAUUGGUGCAGGCAGCAGCGAUUGCAUUAAUUCAUCAUCACCGUCAUCAACUCAGCAACCUCCCGCAGGUGGUAUCAAUACUGCAGGGGGGAGCAGCACAGCUACCUCAACCCCUUCUGGAUCGUCUGGGGGCUCAAAUAACGUAGGUGCCAUUGUUGGUGGUGUUGUUGGAGGAGUAGCGGGUAUAGUUAUCAUUCUCUUGGUUUUGCUGUUCUUCUAUCGCCGCCACAAGCAUCAUCAAAACGCGGGAACACGGCCUAUGAAACCGGAUCUUAUCGACCCUUCAGAAGAACGUCCCCACGUAGGAGACGAGCGUGCAGGCUUUUACGAACCCGAGCCGUUUAUUAUGCCUCCGCCUGAACCCGAUCUGGAAACUAGUUCGCAUCACUCUUUAUACACAGCCAACGAUGGCGGUGCGCGGCCGUCAAAUGUGGGCCCUGCCCCUGGUGGUCACGCGCGUGCUCCUUCACGCUUGUCAGUGACUACGGCGAGCGAGCUUGGCGGCGUCCCACCCUCUUCUAACGGAACGCGAAAAACGGGCAUGCCCCCAACCUCUUUCCGGGCAGUUAACUUCAUCCAGCAUGAUGACGGAGGGGAGGUUACGGAUACUCAGGAACCAGAAACCAUUGAGCUGCCUCCCGCGUACACCGACUUCAGGAGCAAAGUCACAGAAUCAUCGAGUUCUGGAGCGGGUGCUAGUGGCAGUAGUAGCAAUGCGCUCACAGAUCCUCCGGCCGCAUCGUCCUCUGCUGCGGCGGGUACGGCAUCUUGA
Messenger RNA from Rhizoctonia solani, 1407 nucleotides. Its product is annotated as Transmembrane alpha-helix domain. The transcript has 7 exons. The record is from RefSeq and is a predicted model, not a curated record. NCBI's taxonomy places the organism in Eukaryota, Fungi, Basidiomycota, Agaricomycetes, Cantharellales, Ceratobasidiaceae. The coding region runs from base 1 to 1407 and encodes 468 amino acids.